AUGCCCCCAGUAGCUACGCCCUUUCGUGCCUCCUCUCGUCGCAGUGCAGGCCCGCAGUUCGCGUCAACCCCGCGGUUCUUCCUUUCCCAAACACCCGCUUCAUCGAGGCCAUCCCAGGAAGUCGACUCCAUUGACCAAGAUGACUUUGCGUAUGCUACUCCUGCUCCAUCCGCACGUAAUAUAAAACGUGUGAGAGAGCAGGUACCCACUCCUCACCCAAAAGAGUUCAUCGAAGACUCGGACCAGCCAGACGAUGACGCUGCACCAAACGAGGGCGAACUUCAGAGUAGCUCUCCGCCAGAACCAGGGGAGCUCGACGCCGCAUUCGAUGAAGUAUUCGGAUCUAUACGAGACCGCCAGAAGAGACGUCGCGUCUCUGGGAAUAAUGACGCUGAUGACACUCCCUCCGUUCAACGUCGGAGACCUGCCGACAGGAUCCUGACCUCCUCCCCGGAUCCCCCAGGAGCAGCAGACGAGUCAACCCUAUCGGUAAACUUCCACACACCAAGGCAGACACGACCAGAAUCAGGGUUCCGGAAACCCGUGCGGCCUGCAGAAACACCACAUCCUGUAACACCAGCAAGCAUCAACCCAUCUUCUCUCCAACCCCGUCGUUUCGUGCUAUCCGCAUCGCAACUACCUCCAAGUAGCCAGACUCAAACCAACACCGCAAUACCACCCUCGACCGCAACUCCGGCUCCAACCUCGCAGCGACGAACACCAGCAUUCGUCCUGCCUCGCUCCCCCUCCCCUCAGGAGGACGAUGACCCCACCGGCAUCCCCACGCCGUUCUCGCCUUCCUCUCGUGCUCUCCGGCGGCGCGGCCGUCACCGUUCCACAGCGCACAACUAUGUACCUGGUGGCAUGGCAGCGGAAGUGCGCAGCUGGAUUUUAGAAAUGGGUGCGAAAAGGGAACAGCAACAGAUGAGUCCGAGCUAUUACCGGAGAACGGAUUCAUCCUCAUUGCACCUCUACACGAUAGCUAUCCGGAUAACAAGUGCUCGCCAAUCGGCCCUGCCGAGUUGUGGUGCUCUGGUGUUCGCCCAGGGUCAACUCAUCAGUUCUUCUGAGACCAACGAGACAGAUACCGAGCCCCAGACUCAGAUGAAGAACGUGCUUCUUCUUGGACCACCCCGACAACAGAAGUCCCGACAUACAGCGACUAACGUUCCUGAUCUUAACCCCGGGGAUGUGGUCGGGGUUUUUCGAGGACUGGCUUGGGAGGUAGAGCUGGGAAAGCCUGCUCCGGCUUCAGAAAUAGGCCUUGACCUGAACGAUCUCAUUCCAUCGGACCGUUCACACGUCCAAAGCGCACGUAAAUGGCACGUGGGCAUGGAAUGGGAACUAAUCUCGUAG
Messenger RNA from Aspergillus welwitschiae, 1356 nucleotides. RefSeq lists its product as uncharacterized. The record is from RefSeq and is a predicted model, not a curated record. The transcript is spliced from 2 exons. Bases 1 to 1356 code for a protein of 451 amino acids. NCBI's taxonomy places the organism in Eukaryota, Fungi, Ascomycota, Eurotiomycetes, Eurotiales, Aspergillaceae.